Messenger RNA from Stegastes partitus (bicolor damselfish), 7399 nucleotides. RefSeq names its product coiled-coil serine-rich protein 1 (gene ccser1). The record is from RefSeq and is a predicted model, not a curated record. Lineage: Eukaryota; Metazoa; Chordata; Actinopteri; Pomacentridae. Bases 251 to 3247 code for a protein of 998 amino acids. The transcript is spliced from 11 exons.
GCGGAAGAGACGAAGGAGGAAGGAGACGCUCCACGUCACUGAGGUGUAAUAUCGGCGUCAGUGCAACACAAGGUGCUACCUCAGUACGAUUCCAGUACCAUUGUACAACCACACGUCCUCAUGUAGGAUAGAACAACUCGCGUGACCACAAAGCGAAAGGUUUACUCCGCCGCUUUCUGCUCCACAACGGGCCUCGGCGGAGACUUCCAGGAACCCCCGCUGAAGAGUGUCCCACUGUUUCAGCUUCUAGAUGGGUGAAUCAGGCUCACGCCGUUCCACACUUGUUUCCCGCCUGCCAAUUUUCCGCCGCAGCAACAGUAAGAGGCAGGAGUCUCUCCCCUCCUCUCCAUCCUCAGGCGGAGUGGGAAAUGGCGUCCACACGUCCUCGCCUUCCAGCACCAACUCCAGUUCAGGCAGCACCGGGAAACGCCGGAGCAUUUUCCGCACUCCGUCUCUCAGUUUCUCAGCUAAACGAAACAGUGAUCCACGUGUCCAGCCUAUCAACCUAAACCUCACUCCUCCCCUGUCGCAGAGCACUGACGCAAAUGGAAACAACCAGCAAACAAUAACAACGUCAGCGUCCACAGCGUUCAGCGAUAGUAGCGGUGGGCGCCCUAAGUCACGCCACUCAUUUGGGUUUGGCAGCCACAGGCAAAAGAAAAUAACCCGCUCUCAGACUGAGGACUUUGAAAAGGCUUCCUCAUCCUCCUCCACAACCAAUCGAAAUGUGUUCAUCAACUGCAUCAGCGGCUCAGGGGCCAACGAAGGUGACGACUCCGGCUUCCUCGAUGACUACAGCGGUGGCAGUAAUAACAACAAACGGUCAACACGCCAGAAGAAACAACUUCUGCCCAAGUCUUUCUCAGCUCACCACCGCUUCUCCCGGACAUCUGAUCACCACAGACCUCCAGAAGUAAACCUGGAACCUCCGAGUUCUACAACCGUCACUCCGGGGGCAGGAGGGCUCACCCCGGGGUCAUGGCCCGGUGAACUGCUCGGUGCCGGUGGUGAGAGCUCCCUCCAAUCCCCUAUGAUAUCAGAGGAUCGAACCACCGCCAUCACCCCUUCAGAGUUUAUUCCCAUCACAGAAGACUCUGUAUCCGAGGUGGAUGCGCUGCCAGCUCCAAGCCCUGCUUCUGGUGUGGAACCAGGACCUGCCUCUGUGCCUGGGCCUGCUACUGACACGACUCCACCUGACCCACCACCCGCUCCGGAGAACUUCAGCGUGGCCGUCUCUACCUCCCAGGUUUUCUUCACUCCAGCCCAGUCCAGUGCUGAAAAACCAUUACUCCCUGAUACCAGCACAGCCAACAACACAGACUAUGAGACUGCCAUUUCCCUCUCAGAACCAGAGACAGCUGUACCCUGCGCACCUCUGCAGGAACAAUCACUGGAAGAGAGGAAGGAGAGAGAGGAGGAAAGAAAGGAAGCGAGGAAAGAGGUGCCAGCCGAAAAGAGGAAGGAGUUAGUCCAGGAGAGGAAGACAGGCUACCACACAGAGACCACGAGUGAGAGCGAGGCCUGUGUGGUGCGCAGUGAGGGUUGUCACUCUAACCCCGAGCAGUCGGAAAGGAGGGCGAGAAACACGCUCUCUGUUCAAGAAAGAGGAAGCUUCUGUGGCUGCCAUGAACCCAGGUCCUCUCACUUGAGGAAACCGCAUGCAGCUUCUCUUUGUAGCAGUGUCAGCCCCUACCAUGAGGUGAUGCGGAUGGAAAGGCGUCUGCGCUCCUCGUCUGAGGGGGCUGGUGGGCCUCGUAUCCAUGGAAACCACAGAGAUGCCCCGGGCUUGGAGGGAUGCGGUUUGCUUAAACACAGAAACAACUCCUCAUCAUCUAAACUGGGAAGUCUGGAUGUUCUAAACAACCUCGGCUCCUCAGAGCUGGAUGAAGACGAUCUCAUGUUAGACCUGGACCUCUCUGAUGAUCAGCGACAUCGACACGUGUCCAGAGAAGACUCCAGCCAGUCCCUCGCCUCCUGUCUCAACCUGCUCCCUUCGCCUUUGGACGCAUCUGGAGAUCGCAUUGUGGGGAAAGAAAACAAUCAAAGGGAACCCAACCGUCCGACCAGCCUGCUGCCCGCCGACUGGAGCGCAGGGCUGGUUUUAGGGAGGGAAGAUGACCCCUUACCUCCGGGGCUCGAGGCCCUUCCACUCAGACUGAUGCAGCAGGACUGCACUGCUGUCAAAACCCUGCUGUUAAGACUGAGACGGACACUGCAGGAGAGCACAGAGACAAGUCCUGCCAGCAGCCUCCAGUCUCUACCCAUUAGCCCUUGCAGCGAGAAGUCCCUUCCAUUUAAGGAUCCCAGUAGAGAAGAAGUCUUGCUGCAACAGCUGAGGGAGAAAGAUGAGCUGAUUCUCAGACUCCAGAGUGAACUGGAGAGUGCCAAAGCUGCCCUGAAGAUGAAAGACUGCCAAAUGACUGACCGCACAACACAGACAGAACACAUGGGGCCAGAGACCAAUCAUCCAGGCCGGUGGUCAGGACUAGGCAACAGCAGCAGCCUGGCUCCAAGGGACCGAAGGGUAGCGCGGGGUUUGGGGGCAGCACUCGGAGGGGACCUCUCUAACCAGCACCUCCCCCACCACCACCCGCCUCUGCACGGUCGGCCCACCGCGUCCGAGCGACACACUGCCAGGGAGGAGCGCCACUGCCAGGGGGUCUUGGCACAACCCGCAGCCCGUAACCCUGCUCCAAACCCGUCUCCAGGCUCCUCUAACCUGUCCUCUGCCACUUCUGCGGCGUCAGCCCAAGCCUCCUCCGCCACACCUGCCCAGCUUCAAGUUUCACACGCGGGCCUUAGUCCAAAUCAAUAUUCAGGCUCCGCUAUGGUGGCUGCUAAUCACACUCCAGUUCCAGAAGGGGUGUCUUCCUCAUCUGAGUCCUUAACUCCAGGAGGAGUGAGUCUGUCAGGUGGGCUAAGGAGAGGAGGAGGAGGAGGAGGAGAUCACCAUCCCGCGAGUCACAUCCCUCGUGCGGUCGGGGCCAGCGCCUCUUCCAGCCUCCACAGUCUGGCGAGCAGAGGGAGCCCCUCUCCGAGCGUCUCGUCGUCCGACCAAGCCUCCCCUCCGCCUCCCACUCCGUCCUCAGCCUCCUCUGCUUCCUCCUCAUCCUCCACAUUUACCGGCCGUUUAGGACAGCCACCCCGAGGCCCUCUGUCUCUGCAUAGCUACACUCGUAAAAACGUCUUCCUCCAACAUUCCCUACAUACUGCCGAACUGCAAGCGCUGACGCAGAGAGACAGUUGAGGGCAAACAAACAUUCGCACCAUUCCAACCACUAGCAGCCCUUUCAUCAACCCAAGUGACGACAUGUGUGGCUUCAAAGAAAAACUGCUGCUCCUUCUGUAAAAGUUGCUCGUGUUUCACUGUUCCCCCCCCAAACGAAUCAUCAACCACAUGCGCUUACAAUCACACUCGUCUCUCUUUGCAAUCCAGACCAGCCCUUGGGUGACAUUUUGUUCAUAGAUUUGCUCACUUAAACACACACUCAUAUGCUAGCACGCACACACACACACACACACAGAUCGGGCUGCGAAAAAAGGCACUCACCCGUCUAUCAGAACUCCCACGUUGUGUCAUGCUGACAGUUUAGAUGUGCUUACGCCCACAGAUGCACAAAGUGCACCCAGACUCACAACCUCAUAUCCAUGCACACGUACACAAGCGUAGUCUGGCACACUUCGACACACACUCUGACACAAAGACGUCAUGUGCGGUAACUGUUCGCUUCACCAUCUGCACAAAUAACAGGGUGUUACAAAUGAAUGAAGAGAUGAGCAUUGUUCAUUUUGUGUCCAUUUAUUUGAUCCAUUUUUAACCAGUAAAAAACCAUUUGCUGCUUAAGGAACUAUGGGACUGACCGUAGUUGACGCUCUCACAUUGCCAAAUCCUACAUCAGAUCAAAUCCUUGACGUCCACGUGAAGAGGCGUUUAGAUGAGCAUCCACAGAUCCUUUUACUGCAUGCUUUUGGAAAUUUAGGGGGGAAAAAAACAUACAGCUGAGCAUUUUGUACUGCAACAAAACUGGGGGUUGGGAUGACUUUUCAUAAUAAUGUCUCAGUAUCAACUUUCAUCUCAGUGUUUCAGGAAGGGACUCAGACAACCUCCAAGACAUUAUCCUGUUUGUAUAGUGUUUUGAGACAGAAACGGCUCUCCUGCUGACAUAAACAAUUAGAUGUAUUCUUGACUUAAUACUAGACCACUGUUCUUUGUAGAAAUGUCGCAAUAUUACCCUCAUUAUAUAAAAGAAUCCAUGUUAGAGUAGUACGGUGCAGUCCAAAUGAGGCGUUUCAUUCUGAGAUGAGAUACCUGACGCGUAUAUAAGCUAACAAAACAAAAUACUUAAGACAAUAAGUUUGAGCAGAAUAAGAUUUUUCAAUUUGGCAAAACCCAGCCUUAAUUUUUUUCUCGAAACAGAGAAAAAAAAAAGCUAUCAGAUGUUGGAAUGAAUCCCUCUGAGUCUAAAUGACGGCGUCAAUAUCCAUUUUUAGGAUUCAGAAAGAAACAUUUCUGAAAUAAAUGGCAUUACAGUCCACAGACAUGUUUUCUGUUACAAGUUUACCGAAGCAGUCGAUUUAGUCAGUUUAGGAAAAAAAAGCUAAUGAUGGAACAAAUAUUGCACAGAAAGUUGUUUAUCAAAUAUCAAAAAGGAAGAAAAAAAAAACACAUUUUAUAAACUAUCCUAUAGGUAAAAAAAAAAAAAGCAUGAGUUUUUCACUCAUAUGUUUCAGCCUCCUUUUAUCUUCCUGAUCUCAGAUGUUGGUUACAUUUAUACAAACUGACCUAACGAGAUGUCUGUCGGUAUAAUAAGGCGAGCGGUUCUGUUGGUUUGGACACUGACGGAUAGCUUUUUGAGUGAAAUUUACAUUAACUGUAACUGCCGUGACCCGCUGAGUCUUACAUUAUUCACACUUUGGGGACAAUACGUGUCACAAUUUAAUAAGUGAGAAAACCCACCUUUUUUUUACAACUGGGCCGCAUAACAACUUGUUCAAUCUGCCGCUGCUGAAUAAAUUUGCUCUGUUGAAAUGACAAGACUAUUGAACAAUCCCAUCCUCCCCCCGCCCCUCGGAGGCUUUGGGGUAAACAAAUAUUACAGUGUCAGCCUGGAGGUGGGAGCGUCGCCCUGCUGCUGAAUGCGGGCGAAGCGGUUCACGCUUUCCCGGCGUCUACGGGCCAUGUUAGAUUUCGGAGAAGUUGUUGACCUUGUCUGUCCCUAAAUGGCACCCGGCUGCAGGGCGGCUGUGUAAACCGUGUGUGUUGUAAUGCACACCUCAUGAGGCGAGGACCAGGCAGAGGUGAAGAGCCUGGAGGAAGGCAGCUCUGCUCCCGGCGGCGGAGGCUUUGCUUCCACACCGUUUCCUCCCCUUUUUUUAUCCUCUGUCUCCACCCUGUUUUCUUAUUUUCCCAUCUACUUCCUCUCCCUCUGCAGUGCAUUUGCCUCCCUCUGUCCCCCAGCAUCCCUCUCCCUCGCAUACAAACUGUAGCUGCUUUUGUUCCUCUUCUUUUUUUUUUUUUUCCUCACCCGCUAUCUUCCUUUUGCGCCUCCCUCUAUCAUCUCCCAGGUCUCUUCUUCUCUCUAUCUCUCUCCUCUGCCUAGCCUACUUACCCGGAGCUUUGUAUUGUCAUUCAGUGUAUAUGUUACAGACUCUGGUUGCAGUGGCUCUCAGUUCUGGGCUUUGGGACCUGCAGCGCUGACGAUUUUCAUUCCAGCUUUCUAAUCAGGGAGUAAUUUUACACCUGGUAAAUGCAAUUAACUACCUAGUAGGAUAGACGGGCAGCAGUAAUGUGGCUCCCGAGGACUUGGACUGAGAACUGCGGCUGUAAUUUCAACUAAACAUUCCCCCGCUCGGUUUGUCUACUACAGGUGGAGGGCAACAAUGCUUUGUCGCCGGCUAACCUCUUUUAAGAAAUGCACCCCUCAUCGGUGCAUGCAUCAUAAUGUAGUUGACACCGUGCGAAAUGCUUGCGAGAGAGUAUUUAACCCUGUUUGCACUGCCCACUCAGAUUUUAUUUUUUCACCACGUUGGAUACAGCUGCGCUCAUUUCAGCCGCGUUCAAAAUUGGGAGCGCAGAGCCACUUCUGCCGGAUUUGUUCCGUGUAGAGGCCACGUCUGAGCCGGCAGUUCGAAACGCGGUCUGUCACUAAGACGUUUUUAACUUCCAAAUUGAAAACCAAUGGGAGAGUUUCACUGCUGGGAAUCAAGGGUCUGUAAAAAAUCAGCACACCUCAUAAACCUCAGUUCUUCAUUUUUUACUGAGCAGCAUGUUGCGCUUUUAAGACACUACAAUGCAUUUGUUGGGAGGUUAUUUAUUGUUUUUAUUUUUAUUUUUUUGCCUUAUUUAUAUUUAUUGCCACUUUUCCUGAGAAGCAUCUUGGCACUAAUAAAUAAAGAUAGUAGUCAUGAUAGUAAUCAUGAUGGACAUGACAAUAAUAAUAAUAAUCAUGUUAUUGUUAUGAUUUGAUUCAAUCACAGGUUUUAUGCUGUCGUAGCUCUUUAAUGUUCUGAUCGUCUUUUUGUUUUCUUUCCUUUCGAGUCGCUGUAAUAAUUAAAUUGUAUAAUUGUACAUAAAUUAUUGAUUCAUUGGUAUUAAUGAACAGUUUGAGUUCACAUGAAUGGGGGUUAAUCAUAGGGGUCACAUAUGUCUUCAGUUGCCACAUGAGAGUUUAAAACACAGAAUGAUUUUUAUUUAUUUUUAUUUUUUCUCCAUCGACAAGUGUCAAGUGCAGUCAGAGGUCUGAGCUAUUACCAAAGAGUUUCAGGCUAGAGUUACACACCAGAAAACAAACUUGACAACAGUAAUAAAUCCCAUGUUAAACUUCACAUGUGAAAGCCUGCUCGCUCCUUCAUAGAUGUGUCCGGUCGGUGAUUCAGCUUUUUUCCUUCUUCGAAAUCCCGCCUUUUGCACAUUUGGCUGCUCGAGAUGACUUUGAAAGACUUUGCGAACUUGUGCGUCAGAAAAGUGGAUGAUGAUAAUCUUUUAAAGCUGCUUUUUGCUGUUCAGGUUGACAUCUAUGUCUAAGUAUAUAAAGCUAUUGGGUACACUCAUACUGUGAAACCAGUUAGCCUAUAAAUUCAUUCAACCUAAUCCACCCACACGAAUUUGGAGGAACAAAAGAACUCUGCCUUUGUGGAGUUGUUUUUUCCAAAUUGUGUGGGCCUUCUAAUUUUAUCUCUUUGACAAGAACUUCUUUGAAUGGGCUAAUCUACGGUUGAAAGUCCUUGCAGUGUAUGUUUACCCAAAGUAUUUCUCUUUAGUUUUUUUUUGUCCGGCAUAGUUUUUUUGUCACUGUCACAAUUGUUUGUUCACAUGAGAAAAAUGUUUUAUCAAAAGGUUUUUGUCCACUGUGUCCUUAUUGCUAAUAUUUAAUACAAUUAAAAUUCAUGAAAACAUUUA